GCGCAGCGGCCGCCAGGUACUCCCUGUCGGUCCCUGCGUGGGAGACGCCCACUGCGCGCUGACGUGCGUCCUGCAGGACUUCUAUUAAAGUUUUUCCAAUCCAAUGUUCUCCGUAUUUGGUCACGUGUGCAAGUGGCCGCCAGUCUUGCUUCGCAUGCUUUUUCACGCACGCUUUCUGCGCCGCACUAAAUGGAUGAAUAAAUGACGCAUACCACACAGUUUACACGGCAACGAAAAAAAAAAAAAAGGGAGGCGUAAAGCUCCACGCGGCGAAAGAACAGCCAAAACUACACAAAUAUGAAAUCGGCUUGUUUUAGCUCGCGAGCGCCUCUUCAUAUGGCUCCACAUUGGUAACGUUAUUUUUAUUCCAUAUUCGAUGAAAGUUUAUUCGGCAGAAAUAUUAGAGCUGGACGUAGGCAGCAUCGUCUUUUACUUCUUUUUUUUUUCCAGCGUAAUUGGCGCGCCUGGUGUUGAGGGCGAAACACAAUUCGCUACUGCGGCGCCAUCACUGGCAGGGACGGCAAACCGUUCCUGGAACAGGGAGCUUGCCGCAGAUAUUUAGCGCUGCCUUCUGCGUGCGGUGACGUGCCGUGCUCCGCCCCCGGCUCCCGUCGCCGCUAAAACGCCCUGGAUAUGGAGGCAUACAGGUUCAUGCAGUUUGCCGAAGAGCAGUUCGGGGACGACGUGGAGUUGCUCGAGAGGGCCGCCGAUGUCACCCGCAAUGCGUUUCAGUUGCCUUCACUGCUCGACCCGUGCACACAACAAAACGAAGGAGGUUCCCGCUGCUGGAUGGUGACGCAAGCGGAAGAGUUGAACAAGUUCCUGAACCCGUUCGGCAUGGAGUGCAACGAACUGCAGGAAGGCAGCCUGGACUUCGCGAUGGCCCACAACGAUGCCGUGGCUCCCGACGACCCCAAAGCUGUGGUCCUCUUCUUGUUCACGCUGUGGUUUCUGCGCGAGCACCGAUGUUUCUCCGGCGUCAGCCUGCACGUGUCGGUGCUGCAGCGCUUCCGGCCGGUGCAGUUCCUGCGGCACGUCACGUUCGCCAAGCGGGUCGCCACGGUCCACCUGGUCGGCGUCGAGGGAAUCGAGCUCCCGUUCGACGUGUGCCCCCUGCUUGUGGCGCUCGAGCAAACGGAGCUGCUGACGCACGUGACCCUCGACAGGGUAACACUGAUGGAAGCUGAGGGCAACUGUCUCUCUUCCGUCGUGGUUGCCAACCACGGACUCGAGUGUUUGGCCCUUCGGAACGUGACCAUGAAAGACUCCGUCUUGGCCAGACUCGCGCAGGAGUUCAAGGAGCACCGCAGACCGCGAGAGUUUGAGUUGCGAGGAAGAAUACGUAACAGUGCGGCGCGCGCUGUUACGGUCUCGAGGCUGUUGGACACCUCCUUGCAAAUUCUCCGCUUGGAAAUCGCGUGUGACCUCUCCCAGCUGUUCGAGAAACUCAAGGACAACGCGCAGCUGGUGGAGCUCGAGCUAGGGCGCUGUUGCCCGGUCGGCGUCUAUCUGGACACACUGGCUUCUGCACUAGCCCAAAACAUGACGCUGCGACUCCUCACUCUCAGCCUCGACAUGACGUGGAUGUCGCGCAGAAGUUGCUCCUGGAGCCACCUGGGAGCCGUGCUUGAGAACAGCCGCUGGCUGGAAAAUUUGUGCCUCCGUGAUUCGCGUCUUGGAAUGGACGCUGUGCUCCCGUUAAGCGAGGCCAUGGAACGCAACGAGAAUCUCCAGACGCUGAACCUGAAGCGUUGUGGGUUCACCUGCGCCGACGCCCUCCUCUUUCUGAGGGCCCUUUCACGAAACGCAUCCACUUGUAUGAAGGUGAAACUAGGCGUCCUAACGGGAAAGGAGGGCGAACAGAUCGAGCUUCUCCGAGAGAUCCGGACUAGUGGACUGGAGGAUCGCGUUCACUGGGUUUUCACGUCCUCUCGGGCAGAGACGAUCACCUUGGCUUUGCAAAAGGGCAUACUGUUUCCUCAGCUAGAGUUCCACUGCCCAGCCACGGGAAAGGUUGGGAAUGUGUUCCGGGGUCUUAUGAACAUCCAGGACCUGCUGACGACUCUGUACCUCGAAGGAUUCCACUUCUGUAACCACAAAAACGCUAGAAAGCUUGCGCGGUUCUUUCGAGAAAGUGUAUUUCUCCGGAAACUCAAGCUGGGCAUAGUUGCCACCGCCGGUACCGGCUUGCUUCUUCUUCAAGGACUGGAGCGCUCCAAAUCCAUCAGUUCACUGAAACUGAUUGUGACCUGCUCGCAAGAAGCCACGGCGCGAGGGUUCGAAAGCUUUUUGCGGAGGAACUCGAGUGUCGUAAAGCUGACUAUUGUCAAGGAAGAGAAAACACAGGAUACAGUCUUGGUGCGCCGUCUCCGACGUGGCCUAAUGAAAAACUACAGUCUGCGCGAGCUAAGGCUCUUCUGCUGCCACGGACAAGUGCAAUUGCACGACUCGGCGAUUUCACGGUCGCUGCACAUCAAUAGCAUUGCGGCGGCGUGCGCCGCCAAAUUAGUGGCGGACAAGGAGCUCACGAGAGCGACCAUGUUGGCGUUGACGCUGAUCAUGGAUUGUGACGCGGGCCCGGGCAUCCUCUGCAAGGGCAUGGACUGCGAGAAAGGCGUUUUCGUAGCGAAGCUGAAGGACGCCCUCAGGACAGCCGAGGACGAGCUGUUUGGCCUCGCCUGCCUCUACAAGUCAGCGGCAGUAAGUGACGGACAGGGAGCGAGUGGCUGCCAAUUCUCAGCCCUCAGUGACGCAGUUCGUGCAGAAAUACAAAAGUGCUUGCACAGCAUGUGUGUUCCGAUUGACAUGUCGCCCUUCGGCCAUUUUUGAUGCACCUGCACCCUUUUAGUUCAUCAAGCACAUUGCACUGAAUACUGUUCUUAAACGCAGUGACCCUCAUGAUUUUUUUUUACUUUGCAUCAUUGUGCUUGCUAUCAUAAGUUCAUUGUCUUUAGCGAUUUUAUGACGCGUUUUAAAAUGACAUUGCGCAUUUCAAAUUGUCAAUAAAGAAACCAUGUCACAUA
This is a messenger RNA of Dermacentor andersoni, 3023 nucleotides long. RefSeq lists its product as uncharacterized. Lineage: Eukaryota; Metazoa; Arthropoda; Arachnida; Ixodida; Ixodidae. The record is from RefSeq and is a predicted model, not a curated record.